This is a messenger RNA of Neodiprion fabricii, 1926 nucleotides long. RefSeq names its product matrix metalloproteinase-14-like. Gene Ontology annotation, molecular function: metalloendopeptidase activity; zinc ion binding. The transcript has 10 exons. Gene Ontology annotation, biological process: collagen catabolic process; proteolysis; extracellular matrix organization. The record is from RefSeq and is a predicted model, not a curated record. Bases 176 to 1771 code for a protein of 531 amino acids. NCBI's taxonomy places the organism in Eukaryota, Metazoa, Arthropoda, Insecta, Hymenoptera, Diprionidae. Gene Ontology annotation, cellular component: extracellular matrix.
AGUCAAGUUUUCAAAAUACAAUUGUUAAAUAUUAACGGUUUUCUGACACUUUAGUCGUCGCAAUAGCGUUACUAACUUCACCCUCAUAAAUUGUAUACGUAGGAACUUUAGUCUUAAUUUCUUUGGUAUAUACUUAUAAUACUUACAAAGGGUGUGAGUUUUGGAUUUUCGGAAGAUGAGCUGCGCCGAGCUGACGUUCAUGAAGAAUUUUGGGUACUUACCCAAGGGAAUGUCUGGAGCGCAAGCACAGUAUAGCCAAGAUUCGAUGGUCAACGCAUUAAAGACUGUUCAGAAGUUCGGCAACAUAACUCAAACGGGAGUGUUCGAUAAUAACACACUCCAGUUGAUGAAAUCACCACGAUGCGGUGUUCCUGAUGUUGAUAGAAACGUGAACACUCGAAGGAAGCGAUACGUCAUCGCAUCUAAAGGAUGGGGAAAACGAAACAUCACCUAUUACAUAGCAAACUGGAGUCCGAAGUUAAGUGAAGAGGCUGUCAGUGACGAAAUCGCAAGAGCUUUUGCUGCUUGGAGUGGAUAUUCGCGUUUGAAUUUUAAACAAAUCAACGAUCCGAGUGCAGAUAUAAUAGUGGCGUUUGGAAGAGGCGAACACGGAGAUGGGUAUGCCUUUGACGGUCCUGGAAUAGUCCUGGCCCAUGCCUUCUUCCCCAACCCGGCGGGGUCUUACGCGGGAGAUCUUCAUUUUGAUGACGACGAACAGUGGAGAAUAAGGCCUACGGAAUCAGAAGACGGAACUGACUUUUACAGUGUUGCCGUUCAUGAAAUUGGUCACAGUUUGGGCCUCGAUCACUCGCCUGUACCUACCUCUGUCAUGUAUGCCUACUACAGGGGAUCGACCCCAGACAUGCAGCUCGACUAUGAUGAUAUUUUGGGAUUGUAUCAGCUGUACAUUUCUCAACAUGUGGAAGAUGAUGAUUUUGCAGCAAAUGAGCCAAUUACCACUACCACGGAGCGCGUCACGACAGAGAAAGAUGCCGAGGUAAACUUUGUCACAGAAGUACCCUCUCGGGAAACUACAACAGAACGGAGUUAUCAAGUAACGUACAUAGGGGAUUACGAAACAGUUGAAGAUCAUCUCCAGCAUCAAUCUGAAGAUUACGACGAAGUCGAGACAUAUCCUACAUCGACCAUUCCCGAUAUCUGUGAUGGCAAUUUUGACGCCAUAUCAGUUUUUAGAACAGAACUUUUUGUUUUCAAAGGAGAGUAUCUUUGGCGACUGAGCAAGCGAGGGAUAAUUCAAAAUGGUUAUCCGGUCAAGUUCCAUGAGUUAUUUUGGCAACUGCCAGAUUAUGUUAAAAAAAUUGAUGCUGCUUACCAAAGAGAAGACGAUGCUAGCAUUAUUCUUUUCAGUGGGAAACAAUACUGGGUCUAUGAUGGAUACUCUUUUAUUGAAAACAGUCCCAGACCACUAACGGAUUAUGGUAUCGAUGAAGGUGUUGAUGCGAUAGACGCUGUGCAAGUUUGGGAGAAAAACAAAAAAGUCUACCUGUACAGGGGUGAGAAAUUCUGGAGAUUUAAUGCAACAUCCCGCAUGUUGGAUCCUGGAUAUCCUCACAACAUAAGAAGGUGGCGUGGAAUUCCAUCUCACAUCGAUGCUGCAAUGACAUGGAUCGACGGCAAGACUUACUUCUUCAAGGACAAAUUGUUUUGGAAAUUCGAUAACCUUCUAAUCAAGACUGACAAUCGCUACCCUCUUCCGGCUCCCCAAUACUGGAUGGGCUGUCCAGAGAGACCUGAUACUAUUUGGUGGUAAAUAAAUAAUAAUGAGGAAAAAAAACGUGAGCUCUGGGAGCAUGGUGAGAAGGUCGAAAUUUGUCACCAAUGGCCUUGUUGGCGUGAAGGUCAAUUUCUGACACAGGCCGCAACAACGAAACAAAAAAAAAAAAGGAAAUAAAGUGCCGUCAAUGA